This is a messenger RNA of Nerophis ophidion (straightnose pipefish), 5305 nucleotides long. RefSeq names its product mitogen-activated protein kinase kinase kinase 5 (gene map3k5). Bases 264 to 4364 code for a protein of 1366 amino acids. The record is from RefSeq and is a predicted model, not a curated record. The transcript is spliced from 30 exons. Gene Ontology annotation, biological process: cellular response to stress; MAPK cascade; protein phosphorylation. Gene Ontology annotation, molecular function: MAP kinase kinase kinase activity; ATP binding. Lineage: Eukaryota; Metazoa; Chordata; Actinopteri; Syngnathiformes; Syngnathidae.
CCCGCAGUACAAGUCGGGCUAGAUAACAGUGGGAAGUGGGCAGGGUGCGACGGCCGUUGGUGUACUUUAUCGUGUCUUUUCCUGCGUGGAUCUGCCACGCAUGGCACAGCAGUAAAGAAUGCAAGGUUGAGUCGCCGCAUGCAUGGCUUGUGUGUGACCCUCAACCUCCUCCUCCUCGUCCUCCUCCGCCGCCACGCGUACCCACCGUGCGCCAUGGAGCUCCCACGGCCACGCUGCCGCGCGCUUUAAAAAACACCGACAACAUGAGUCAAGAGGACGGGAUCUCCUUGCCCGUGCCUUGCAUCGUGGCUAAUUUCCCCGCCAGAGGGGGUAAUAAUGUCGGCGUGGACACCACCACCACCACCGCCGCCGCCGCCGCCGCCCGUGGAGCCCCCGGUGCUCCGGUCCCAGCAGCGGGGACUUUCUGGCAGAAUCCCCUCACAGGAUCCGGCCAGACUUCCGCAAGCUGCGACCACGACGGCGGCCUGCUGUCCACCGGCAAGUCGUGCAAGAACAGGCCGGUGAGUGUCGCCUACGUGCUCAACAACGAGCCCAACCAGACGAAUAACAACGCCGAGUGCAUGGCGCUGCAAUGCCUGAAGGACGCCUGCAGCUCCGUGGGCAGCAAACUGGAGACGGUCCACUUCGGGAAACUGGAUUUCGGAGAGACCACAGUGCUGGACCGCUUCUACAACGCAGACAUCGCCGUCGUGGAGAUGACGGACGCCUUCCGCCAGCCGUCACUCUUCUACCACCUGGGAGUGAGAGAGAGCUUCAGCAUGGCCAACAACAUCAUCUUGUACUGCGACACCAACUCUGACUCGCUCCAGUCCCUACAGGAAAUCAUUUGCCAGAAGAACACUACAUCCUCGGCCAACUACACCUUCAUCCCGUACAUGGUGACGCCACACAACAAGGUGUACUGCUGCGAAGGAAGCCUGAUGAAGGGCCUGACGGAGCUGAUGCAGCCCAGCUUUGAGAUGCUGCUGGGGCCCAUCUGCAUGCCGCUCUUGGACCGCUUCGCCCAGCUCCUCAAGGUGUCGCAGGCCAGCUCCCACCAGUAUUUCCGUGAAACCAUCCUGAGUGAAAUCCGUAAAGCUCGGGAGCUUUAUACCGGAGCGGAGCUGUCCGCCGAGCUCGGCCGAAUCCAACAGCGACUCGACAACGUGGAGUGCCUCUCAGUCGACAUCGUCAUCAACCUGCUGCUGACCUAUAGAGAUAUCCAGGACUAUGAAGCGGUCGUGAAGCUGGUGGAGACUCUGGAGAAGCUCCCGACCUUUGACCUCGUUGCACAUCCACACGUGAAGUUCCACUAUGCCUUUGCACUGAAUCGGAGGAACCAGCCGGGCGACAGACAGAAGGCCCUGGACAUCAUGCUGCCCCUAGUGGAGGCUGAUGAGCAGGUGGCGUCGGACAUCUACUGCCUGGUGGGGAGGAUCUACAAGGACAUGUUCCUGGAGUCUCACUUCGCCGAUACGCAAAGUCGAGACAGCGGCACACACUGGUUUAAAAUGGGAUUCGAGUCGGAGCCAACGCUGCACUCUGGUAUCAACUACGCUGUUCUGCUCCUGGCUGCCGGACACCAGUUUGAAACCUCUUUUGAGCUUCGCAAAGUGGGUGUGAAACUGAGCAGCUUGCUGGGAAAAAAGGGCAGCCUGGACAAGCUGCAGAGUUACUGGGAUGUGGGCUUCUUCCUGGGCGCCAGCAUCCUGGCCUGCGACAGCACCAGGGUCAUCCUGGCCUCCGAGAAACUCUUCAAACUCAAAGCCCCCAUCUGGUAUCUUCGGUCCCUGGUGGAGACCAUUUUGAUCUAUCAGCACUUCAAGAAGCCAGGGGCAGAGCAGCCCGCUCCCAAACAAGAACUGGUGGACUUCUGGAUGGACUUCCUGGUGGAGGCUACCAAAAAAGAUGUCUCCUCUGUGAGGUUUCCUGUGUUGAUAUUGGAGCCCACUAAAGUGUACCAACCGUCAUAUUUGUCCAUAAACAAAGACGUGGAUGACAACACGGUGUCCAUCUGGCACGUCGCUCCUGAUGACAAGAACAAGGGGAUACACGAGUGGAACUUCAGCGCCACUUUUGUGCGAGGCGUCAGCAUCUCCAAGUUUGACGAGCGGAGCGCUUUCCUCUACGUCCUUCACAAUGCAGAGGACUUUCAGAUUUAUUUCUGCACCGAGAUGCACUGCAAAAGGUUUUGUGAUCUGGUCAACAGCAUCACCGAGGAGGCCUGGCGAGGUCCUGACGAAGGAGACUGUGACGCAGACACAUUGGAGUACGACUAUGAGUACGAUGAGCACGGUGACAGGGUGGUACUUGGAAAAGGCACAUUUGGAGUGGUGUAUGCAGGCCGGGACCUCAGCAACCAGGUCCGAUUGGCCAUCAAGGAGAUACCGGAGAGAGACAGCAGGUAUUCUCAACCCCUGCAUGAGGAGAUCGCCCUCCACAAGCACCUGAAGCACAAGAACAUAGUCCAAUACCUGGGCUCCAUUAGCGAGAACAGCUUCAUCAAGAUCUUUAUGGAGCAGGUGCCUGGAGGGAGUCUCUCUGCACUGCUCAGAUCCAAGUGGGGCCCCCUUAAAAACAACGAGCCCACCAUAGGGUUCUACACGCGACAGAUCCUGGAGGGACUCAAAUACCUGCACGACAAUCAGAUUGCACACCGGGACAUCAAGGGUGACAACGUCCUAAUCAACACCUACAGCGGCGUGCUCAAAAUAUCAGAUUUUGGCACAUCCAAGCGCUUGGCUGGAAUUAACCCCUGCACUGAGACGUUCACAGGAACCCUGCAGUACAUGGCCCCUGAGAUUAUAGACAAGGGUCCCCGUGGUUACGGCAAGCCUGCAGACAUCUGGUCUCUGGGCUGCACCAUUAUAGAGAUGGCUACUGGGAAACCUCCUUUCUAUGAACUGGGAGAACCGCAGGCUGCCAUGUUCAAGGUGGGAAUGUUUAAGAUCCACCCCGAGAUCCCAGAAUCCAUGUCUGCAGAGGCCAAGGCCUUCAUCGUGCGCUGCUUCGAACCCGACCCGGACCGCAGAUCCACCGCCUACGACCUGCUCACCGACGAGUUCCUCACCGUCACCAGCCGCAAGAAGAGGAGUAAAAAUAGCUUCACCUCCCUGUCCCCCGGCACAGAGUACCUCCGCAGCAUCUCCCUGCCAGUGCCGGUGGUGGUGGAGGACACCAGCAGCAGCAGUGAAUAUGGCUCCGUCUCCCCUGACAACGACCUCAACACCAACCCCUUCAUCUUCAAGCCCAGCGUCAAGUGCUACAGUGAACGUGACGUCAAGGGGCCCAGAUCCCUUUUCCUCAGCAUCCCAGUCGAGAACUUUGAGGACCACAGUGCCCCCCCAUCGCCCGAGGAGAAGGAUUCAGGCUUUUUUAUGCUGAAGAAGGACAGCGAGAGGCGAGCCACCCUGCACCACAUCCUCACAGAGGACCUGGACAAGGUGGUGGCCAACCUGACGGAGGCCCUCACACAGGGGUCGGAGGAAAUGAAGCUGAAGCCUCAGCACAUCUCCACUCUGGUGGUCAGCCUGGCCGACUUUGUCCGCAUGGCCGACAGGAAAAUCAUUGCCCGCACGUUGUCUCAACUCAAGCUGGAGCUGGAUUUCGAUAGCACGGCCAUAAGCCAGCUGCAGGUCAUACUGUUCGGCUUCCAGGAUGCUGUGAACAAAGUGUUGCGAAACCACAACAUCAAGCCUCACUGGAUGUUUGCGCUGGACAACAUCCUUCGUAAAGCAGUGCAGACCGCCAUCACAAUAUUGGUGCCAGAGUUGAGGCCUCACUUCAGCCUGGCCUCAGAGAGCGACGCAGCGGACCAGGACGACGAUGACGAGCCUGAGAGGCGAAACUCCGCCCACCAGAGCCGGCCGCCUCCCGCCGUUGUUCACGACGACACGGUGGCAACGUCAGGAGUCAGCACACUCAGUUCCACGGUGUCGCACGAGUCGCAUAACACGCAGCACUCUGUGAGCCUGGAGCUGGGAAGAAUGAAGCUGGAGACCAACAGGUUGCUGGAACAGCUUCUGGAGAAGGAGCGAGAGUACCAGGCUGUUCUUCAACAAGUUCUGGAAGAAAGAGAGCAGGAGAUCAGACUACUGCGGCUGCGUAAAGAGACGGCAUGUGAUCUCCCAAAAGGACGGACAGAUCUACCUGCCAAAAAGCGAGAAGACACAGAGCUGAGCAGCUGGCUGAGGCUUUACGGCGCAGACCAGGACGCCGUAGACGCGAUACUUGAUGAGGAGUAUACGUUGAAUGACAUCCUCAAUGAUGUCACACGAGAUGAUCUGAAGAGUCUCAGACUGAGAGGCGGAAUCUUGUGUAAACUUUGGAAGGCCAUCACAGAUCACCGACACAAGCCCAACUGAGGCCUUAAGUGGGGACCACCUCUCUUGAGAAGCCAGAACACCUCAGUAUUCUCCUCAAUAAUACCUCAGUAUUUAUUAGAACAACCUGUGUUUGCAGCACGGCGACCGCUUUCAAGCCACGCUAACCUUUUUUCCCCCUUGGUCGUGUGGGGUGAUGGUUUUUGAAAAUGUCUCUUCGUCAAGUGCCACUAUAGCGUCGACACGCCUUAUCGCCAUCUAUGACUUUUACCGGUAGUUUUCUUCAUUAACCCGUGAAAUGUCGCACAGAACAAUUGUUCCUGUCUUAACGUGCUGAAACGUUUACAAUAUCUAAAGACUGACUGUUUGUAGCCUGAGAUACAAAAUUACUACAUGAAAAUAUAUCAUUUUCAUUCGUAAUUUUAUCGUAGACGUCACAUCCUGUUUUUUUUUUAUUUAUUAUUGUAUUGCUAUGAGAAUCUGAAGGAUGUCAAUGCAUGCCCUUUUUUGUUUUGUUUUUUAACAUUAGUGCAACUAAUUUAAAUUUCUUUUUUCACAUUUCACAAAUGUGUAAAUAUUGUGUAUUAUCUUCAAAUUAUAUGAACUGCGUUGCGUACAUGUACUUAAUAUUGUUAUACUUGUUGCAAAUUUUCCAUGUGGACUGGACGUCUAUGCUUAUGUGCUAUUGUUGGAGUUUCUAAGGUCAUAUCAUAGGAUAAUACUAAUUUACUGCUUAUCACAUUGUUUUCAUCAUGUUUACACUGAUUGUUUUUCACUUUUAUUAGUAUGAUUUAACCUGCUGUUUGUUGGAAGGAACAUUUAAACAUUUUUAUACUUACAAGAGUUUAUUUUAAACCACACUGUCAGAAAAAAAAAAACAGGAAAAAUCAAGAAGCUGCGUGUCCAUGUUGUUUCAUAUUUAAGAUGAUUCAAAAAUGUGCACUGUAUGUUAUAUUGUUAAAAUAAAAGUUUUGAUUAUGAAA